Sinocyclocheilus anshuiensis is the source of this 2185-nucleotide messenger RNA. Its product is annotated as activin receptor type-1C-like. Gene Ontology annotation, biological process: protein phosphorylation; cellular response to growth factor stimulus; cell surface receptor protein serine/threonine kinase signaling pathway. The record is from RefSeq and is a predicted model, not a curated record. Lineage: Eukaryota; Metazoa; Chordata; Actinopteri; Cypriniformes; Cyprinidae. The coding region runs from base 114 to 1589 and encodes 491 amino acids. Gene Ontology annotation, molecular function: transmembrane receptor protein serine/threonine kinase activity; ATP binding. Gene Ontology annotation, cellular component: signaling receptor complex; plasma membrane. The transcript has 9 exons.
UUUAUUUUGAGUGGAGCAAUGCAAGCAGUCACUGUGGAAAUGCAGCAGAACCGAGUCAUGAUGAUUUUGUCUAUAAAGGUGGAUGUAUUGAUGUGCAGAGAGUGACAGAUGUCAUGUCUUAUCUCAGGUGCUCAGAAGCGGCGCUUUUACUCUUCUCAUUUGUGCAACUCACUGCAGCCUUAAAGUGUGUGUGUCACUUGUGUGUAAACCACACCUGUGAGACAGAGGCAGAAGGAGCAUGUUGGAACUCAGUAAUGCUCAUAAAUGGGAAGGAGGAGGCCGUGAAGUCUUGCCUGUCCCCAUCAGAGCUCAAGGGUCAGGUGUUCUGCUACAGCUCCCGAAACGUCUCCAAACGCGACUGUUGCUUUACAGACUUCUGCAACAAUGAGACGCUACGCCUCAAUCCAGAGCCACCGCCUGAGGGGUCUAGGUGGAGUCAGCUGGAACUAGCAGCCGUAAUUCUUGUGCCAUCGUGCCUGGUGUGUGUAGGUGUCAUUCUGGGAAUGUGUGCCGUACAAAACCUGCGGUGCAACCACAUAAAAGCCCACAAACAGGAUCCAGAGGAACCCCUGGAUGACCAGACUCUGGUGUCAUCUGACAAAUGCCUAAAAGAGCUUAUCUAUGACAUGAGCACCUCUGGCUCGGGAUCAGGAUUGCCCCUAUUGGUCCAGAGAACGAUUGCUCGAACUAUUGUCCUGCAGGAGAGUAUUGGGAAGGGACGCUUUGGGGAAGUGUGGAGGGGCAAAUGGAGGGGGGAAGACGUUGCUGUGAAGAUCUUCUCGUCACGAGAUGAGCGUUCCUGGUUUCGUGAGGCUGAGAUUUAUCAGACCAUCAUGCUACGCCAUGAGAAUAUUUUGGGUUUUAUCGCUGCUGAUAACAAAGAUAAUGGCUCAUGGACACAGCUGUGGCUGGUGUCUGAGUAUCAUGAGCACGGGUCUCUCUUUGAUUACCUGAACAGAUACACAGUAUCAGUGGAGGGGAUGAUAGUUCUGGCACUGUCCAUUGCCAGCGGCAUUGCCCACCUGCACAUGGAGAUUAUUGGCACUCAAGGGAAGCCUGCCAUUGCUCACAGAGACAUAAAGUCAAAGAACAUUCUGGUUAAGAAGAAUGGAACUGCUGUGAUUGCUGAUCUUGGUCUGGCUGUCAAACACGACUCCAACACCAACACUGUUGACAUCCCCAUUAACCACAGAGUGGGCACCAAGAGGUACAUGGCUCCCGAGAUCCUGGAUGAUUCCAUAAACAUGAGCAGCUUUGAGUCAUUUAAGCGUGCUGAUAUCUAUUCACUUGGCCUGGUGUUUUGGGAACUUGCUCGCAGAUGUUACGUCCAAGGGAUUUAUGAAGAUUUCCAGUUGCCUUAUUAUGACCAGGUGCAAUCAGACCCAUCAAUGGAUGAUAUGAGGAAGGUGGUGUGUGAACAGAAACUACGACCCAACAUUCCCAACCAGUGGCAGAGCUGUGAGGCACUGAGGAUUAUGGGUAAGAUCAUGCGGGAGUGCUGGUACGCCAAUCCAGCUGCUCGACUGACAGCACUUCGUGUCAAGAAGACUGUAUCUCAGGUAACUGUGGUCAAGGACGUUAAAGAGUAACCCAGCGGCCUGGUGCCCCUCUUAUCUCUGUCUGUCAGUGUUAUUGGGACAUUUCAGAUGCUCAGUUGAGAUGCCAAAGAUUCCAGGAGUUUAAGAGGGAAAUGUUAUCUUGUGCUAUCUGAGCAUUAGGAGAAUUAAUGAAAGAGAGUGUAUUUUGUUUCUUAGUCAAUAGAUGGUGAUAGAGUACUGAUAUACUGCUACCUCAACUGAUCCUGUAAGUGCCAAAUGCUUGGAGUUGCACUUGUUAUGCUUUGUGCCAUUAAUGUUUUGCUUGGUGUAACUUAAAAAUAUACUGUGUUAAAAAUAUAAGUUGAAAUAUCUAUACACACACAGACCCACAAACAGGACCAACAUUUUUUUAAGACCAUGUGUUGACGUCAGACAGCGUAAUGUGGUCUGCAAAAGUAAGCUUGUUUUUUUAGCCAAGCUUUGCGCGGAUUGUGGUUUCCUGGCACUAUUUUUUCUACUGUUUUACACAGCUCUCAUCAUUUUCGAUUGUACUGUGUACCUGAAGGAUGAUUUCCUGUAAGCCCUGUCAUUUCUGAAUGUAAAGAGAAUAGUUUGCAUCUUGUGCAUGUGCAGAUGUCUGAUGUCUA